GGUAACUUCCAAAUAGCAGGGUGUUUCCUAGUUCCUUCCCAUCUCGUGCGUGGGUUCCACCUUGCUGUCAAUUAAGAUAGAAACGGCCUGCCACGUGACUGCGCGUUUCUAUGCAUGUAUGCGCCUGCUUCCCCAGGAAGUAUCUAUUCACAGAAAUUCACGGCCCUUCUUGCCAGAAGCAGCUGCACACCUCUUCAGGGUUUCCUAUUUUAAUAAUUUCCCAUUUCUUAUUCUGCCCAAGAGAUCUGCUCACUCUUUUCAUUUCUUACAUCCAUACUUCCAUACAUACCUACAUACAUUAGGUACACAUGCCCAUCAGCGCAACAAGUCUCCCCGGCACUAUCACGAAACAUAUAACUACCACCCUCUUUUCGGAUCUCGGAUAUCAACAUCAUGUCUACUCCUACCAAGUCUGCCGCAAAUGACUCCGGCGAAAAGCUCCAGCUGAGCCAGCGCGAGAUCGAGGUCAUGGCCAUGGCAUUCAUGUGCAUCAGUGAUGUCAAGGACGGCGUGCCUCAGGUGGAUGCUAGGAAGCUCGCCAAGAUCGGCAACUACGCCAGCGCUGACUCUGCUCGCCACAUCUGGAGACCCAUCCAGAAGAAGCUCAUGGCUCAUACCAGCGGUGAAGGCGAGAACUCUCCCUUCCCAGCCACUCCUUCUACUAGAGGCAGGGGUACCCCCAAGAAGCGCAAGGCCAACGGCGAGGCUGGUGAAGGCACUCCCACCAAGAAGCCCCGCGGCAAGAAGGCCUCCAAGGUCGCACCCAAGAAGGAGGAGUUCGAGGACGACAUUGACGACGAACUAGCCGAUGGCGAGGCUUAGGCGUGAUCUUAGGGACGGAUUUCUUCAUCAGUGAUAUCUAGGCGUUUAUUUCACUUCAGUCAUUCCAAGAGGCUUGGUAUCGGUAGCAGUCCCUACUCGGGUUUGAUUUGAUUCUAUUCGACAGGAGGAAUUACGUUUCAGCUGGCAUGAGGCAGAGGGAAUACCGGAUUUGCAACUACGCGGCGUUGACUGGGGGCAAUUUGCAGUGGCCACUACGGUUGGCAGGCACGAUGCGCAGGAUGGUGCUGCUGGACCACUCUCGAUAUUUAUUACCCAAGGUCCUCUCGUAGAAUUUAAUGACGAACUGAUUAUUGCUAUUAUUAUAGUUUAAUAACUAAACUAGUAAGCAUUCGAAUUGGCUGAAAGAUGUAUUUCCGACGGGUGUAAAUAAUUUCGUCUUAAAAUACCGGAUGGCAUAAUUAUGCAUAAAAGCUGCGAAGGUUAAUUUGCAUAGUC
Messenger RNA from Daldinia vernicosa, 1278 nucleotides. RefSeq lists its product as uncharacterized. Bases 394 to 822 code for a protein of 142 amino acids. The transcript is spliced from 5 exons. The record is from RefSeq and is a predicted model, not a curated record. NCBI's taxonomy places the organism in Eukaryota, Fungi, Ascomycota, Sordariomycetes, Xylariales, Hypoxylaceae.